AUUAUCCUUAAAAUUUGUUUAAUUUGCAAAACCAAAUUAAAGUUCCUUAAAAAAAACGAAAGUGAUUUGAAAAGAAAAAAAAUCGUAACAUUGAGUUCUGGAAACUUACACUUAAUCUACAGCCACACACAUCACAUCCACGUAUAUAAUUCCAAGAAUUAUUAAAAUUUAAACUUAGUUUGUAACGAAAAAUAAAAACAGAACAAAUAAAGCCAGAAACAUUUGCAUUCAAGUCUCUGCAUCUAUAUAAUGAACAAAAGUCGUCGCAUCUCAAGUACAUUCAUCCGGAUUGCUCAGUACGAAAACCAUAAAAAUGACGUUUUCCCAAUGUAUAAUCUCAUCGCGUGCGUUAAGUUCAACAACAAUCGCGCUCUUAGUCAUAAUAAGCUUCAUUGUGAUAAUUUCCCUGCCAAGACCUGCCCACACACAGCCGUUGACGACACAGACGCGACAGGUGCCACGUCAGCGUUACUGCAGCACAUCGUUAUUUGAAGCCAUCAGGACAAUUUGUAACGGUCGUUACAAUUCCCUGUCGAAUGUCUAUCCCGAAAGCUUUGGCAAUCAAAAUCGUGCCAGUCUUUUGAGGCGUUUGUUACCCGAUGACGAUGUCAUUUAUCGGCCCUCAUUUGGCGGUCCAGUCCAUGAGUGUUGUCGUCGUCCCUGUGGCUAUUCAGAACUGCAGUCAUAUUGUGCAGAUUAAAUUUAAAAAAUUAAAUUAAACUAAGAUCAUCGUCAUUAGCAUCAUUUUUUUAUUAUCUUCAUUUGACACAUAUUGUAUUACAUUGUCACCUCAAUCUAAUUCUUUCUCAUCGUGUCUUCCUCUCUCUCUAUCUCUCUCACAUUCAUUUAGGCUGUUUAGUGGUUAAGUUCUAAAUUAAUUUAAGUUGUAUAAAGACAAAAUAUUUGUUAAUAAUUUCUAAUGUUUGUGUAGUAGUUACAUAUGUAUAUGUUUUAUUAGUUUGUCUGUGUUUCGUCGCGACGUUUGCUAUUUUUCGUAAUAAUUUUUUUUCUCUGUGUGUUUUGUAUGAUUUUUGUGUUUCUCCCCCCAUUAUUUUUUUUAGCGAAAUGUUGUUAGCAAAUUUUUAUUUUACAAAAGAGAUUUUUAUAAAAAACAAAAAGAAUAAAAAUUUUAAUGAAAAAAUUCUUAAACAA
Musca domestica (house fly) is the source of this 1152-nucleotide messenger RNA. RefSeq names its product LIRP. The transcript has 3 exons. The record is from RefSeq and is a predicted model, not a curated record. Lineage: Eukaryota; Metazoa; Arthropoda; Insecta; Diptera; Muscidae. The coding region runs from base 314 to 700 and encodes 128 amino acids. Gene Ontology annotation, molecular function: hormone activity.